Tribolium castaneum (red flour beetle) is the source of this 1723-nucleotide messenger RNA. RefSeq names its product calpain-A. The record is from RefSeq and is a predicted model, not a curated record. The coding region runs from base 40 to 1521 and encodes 493 amino acids. Gene Ontology annotation, biological process: proteolysis. Gene Ontology annotation, molecular function: calcium-dependent cysteine-type endopeptidase activity. The transcript is spliced from 8 exons. NCBI's taxonomy places the organism in Eukaryota, Metazoa, Arthropoda, Insecta, Coleoptera, Tenebrionidae. Gene Ontology annotation, cellular component: cytoplasm.
AUCAGAUUUAAAAUAGUGGUGUUUUUCUAUUUACGUGAAAUGGCGUUCUUUAAACGUAGCAAAAUUCCAAGAAAUAAUACUUUUUACGAACGUCCGAAAUACGAACGCCAAAAUAACGAUGCAGCAGAAACGGACACAACAGACCAAAACUAUGACUCUUUCGGAAAAAUUUUUAUGUUUGGUGAAUUCGGUCCAAAUUCUAAACCGCUAAAACCACUACAAAACUAUGACCAACUACUAAAACAACAUUUGCGAAAUAAAACACGUUUCCAGGAUGCAAAUUUUCCAGCUGAACGCAUCGCUUUGACCGAUCUUCCAGAGAAAGUGGUUUGGAGGAGGCCUAGGGAAAUUUGUGAAAACGCCAAAUUUAUCGUUGAUGGGGCCACACGUUUCGACAUCGACCAGGGCCUACUUGGGGACUGUUGGUUCCUCGCAGCUAUCGCAAAUUUGACAACAAAUCCGAAAAUUUUCGAAAUGGUUGUUCCGAAAAAUCAAAGUUUUUCGGAAAAUUAUGCUGGAAUUUUCCAUUUUAGAUUUUGGCAAUACGGCCAGUGGGUUGAUAUAGUCAUUGAUGAUAAAUUACCAACAAUCAACAACCAGUUGGUUUAUUUAAAGGCGGGUGAGGGGAACGAGUUUUGGCCCCCUUUGUUGGAGAAAGCUUUCGCAAAGUUUUACGGUUCCUAUAAAAGCAUCGAAGGUGGGAGAAUUAACGAAGCUUUGGAGGAUUUAUGUGGUGGACUUUCGGAAGUUUACGACACGAGAAAUCCCGAACUUUACGAAAUAAUCCAAAUGUCGUACAAUAAAGGCUCAUUUAUGGGGUGCUCAAUACCCUCCCAAAAUGAUGGAAACGGGAAACGAUCCGAUGGUUUGGUGGUAAAUCAUGCUUACAGUAUCACCGGUUUGUAUACUUCACAAUUAAAAAACGUAACCAUUCAUUUGAUCAGAGUGCGAAAUCCGUGGGGAAGCGUUGAAUGGAACGGUCCAUGGAGUGACAAUUCUGUCUGUUGGAGUUUGGUCCCCAAGGAAACUAAACAGAAAUUAUGGGUGAAAAGAGAAGACGGCGAAUUCUGGAUGAACUUCACCGAUUUUACGGAAAAAUUCAUCUUCAUCGAGAUCUGCCACCUCAACCCCACCUUCCAGACCAACACCUUCCAGACCAACAACUGGAAGGUUUACAUGUUUGAGGACUCCUGGGGCCCAAAAAUGGCCAAAAAUCAGUAUUUGAUAACCGUAAGAGGGCCCAAAGAAACACACGUUGUGAUCGGUUUAAUGCAAAAAUUUCGCCGCGAGUUGGGACAAGACGAGUUGCCACUUGGACUCCUCCUUUAUCAGGUCCAGAAACCGUCGAAACUUGUCGAACUAAAACGAGUGGACCCGAUUAGCGAACGCCAGUUAACGGCCAGAUUUCCACUUUUUCCUGGGACAUACUGUAUAGAACCGAUUGUUGUUGGUUCUAGUGCAGAAAGCAGUUAUUUGUUGAGAGUUUAUCUAGAAAGUGGAGAUGUGAUCCGUAUUAAUUAAUUGAAACUGGUUUUAUUUUUAUUUAAUAUAUUGUUUUAUUGUAUUAUAAUUAUAUUCAAGAAUUAAUUAUACGGCGCUAUGCAUAAUAAUUGGUCAAAAAAUGUGAACGCAUUUACUUAGUUAUUAUUUAUUCUGAAAGUAACAGUGAGGCAAUCAGUGGAAGUAUUUCAUUAGUCUUACAAUAAAUAUGUUGUUAAACGCA